Jatropha curcas is the source of this 2292-nucleotide messenger RNA. RefSeq names its product DA1-related protein 2 (gene DAR2). NCBI's taxonomy places the organism in Eukaryota, Viridiplantae, Streptophyta, Magnoliopsida, Malpighiales, Euphorbiaceae. Gene Ontology annotation, molecular function: ubiquitin binding. The record is from RefSeq and is a predicted model, not a curated record.
CAGCUCCUAUCCACCCCAUUCGUGCUCAAAAGGGAAAAGAUUUCUCUACGAUUCUGAACCGUCCACCGUCACUUCAAUAUUCUCCGCCUCAGCAAAUUCCUUCUCUUCCCCACCAUUUUUAUCUUUUCGCGAUCACUCUUAAAGCUAUUUUAUUUUUUUUCCUUUUUCUUUUCUUUUCUUUCUCAAGCCAAGAAUCUCUUUCUCUUCACUUCCUUUCUCUCUUUCAGAUUCUUUUGUUUCCUCACUUUUUAAUCAACCAUGCCCCUAUUGCGUUGUUCCCUCCCUCUUCUCUCUUACCCACUUCACUUUUUUUCAUUCUCUUCCUUUCUUCUUUCUCUACCUCUCUCUUUCUGUCGUUUUCAUUUCUUCGCGUUUCCUUUGCUUUCAUAUUCCGGCCAAAAUCUAUACAUACAAAUAGCUUCCUUCCAUUCUCAUGGCUCCUCCAUCCUCUUCUUCUUCAGGUGUCAGUCAUAUCUCUAAUCCUUGCAUUUAUGGGGACUUUGUUUCUUCCUACGCAGAGAGAAAAUCUCGGUUUAUGAAAUGGCUCAGCAAGCUUUUUAGGGGUGGGCCUAGUAGGGGCGGUGGGGGCGGGGGCCGUCAUCCACAGCUUCUUGGGGAGGAAAGCAUGGUCAGCUGGCGUCAACCAGCUAGAUCUUUGGAUGAGCACUCUAGACCUAAUAAGGAGAAGGAGGAAUCAGACCAUCCAGUUUCGCUUUCCCUAGCAGAAGAUUGGAGAAGACCACCAGGAUAUAGAUUGCCAACAGAUUAUGAUGAUGAACUAGCUAGGGCACUUCACAGUAGCCUCAACCCAUCUGGAUAUCCUCCUUAUGCUCCUCCACAAUAUUAUCACCGGGACUAUAGGAUAUGUGGUGGCUGCCAUCGUGACAUUGGUUUUGGAAAUUAUUUGGGAUGCAUGGGACAAUUUUUUCAUCCAGAGUGCUUUCGAUGUUCUUCCUGUGGUUAUCCAAUUACUGAGCAUGAGUUUUCUUUGUCAGGUAGGGAUCCUUAUCACAAGUCCUGUUUCAAAGAGUUGACUCAUCCGAAAUGUGAAGUCUGCCAUGAAUUUAUCCCAACAAAUGAAGCAGGUUUGAUCGAGUAUAGGUGCCAUCCAUUUUGGUCCCAGAAAUACUGUCCAUCGCACGAGCAUGAUGACACAGCGCGAUGCUGUAGUUGUGAACGCCUGGAGUCCUGGGAUGCAAGAUACUAUUCUUUGGGAGACGGACGGAGCUUAUGCUUGGAAUGCAUGCAAUAUGCUAUUAUGGACACUGGUGACUGCCAACCCCUUUAUCAUGCCAUCAGGGACUACUAUGAAGGAAUGAAUAUGAGAUUAGAUCAGCAAAUUCCGAUGCUUCUGGUUGAAAGACAAGCACUUAAUGAAGCUAUCAUUGGAGAGAAAAAUGGAUUCCAUCACAUGCCCGAGACAAGGGGUCUAUGUCUUUCAGAGGAGCAGACGGUUACCAGUAUACAAAGGAGACCAAAAAUUGGAGGUCACCGACUAGUUGGAAUUAAAACACAACCACAAAAGCUGACUAGGAAAAGUUGCGAGGUUACAGCUAUCCUUGUACUUUAUGGUCUUCCCAGAUUAUUAACAGGUGCUAUUCUUGCCCACGAGUUGAUGCAUGGCUGGUUACGCCUCAAAGGUUACCGUAAUCUUAAUCCUGAGGUAGAGGAAGGUAUCUGUCAAGUGUUGUCGUACAUGUGGCUUGAAUCAGAAGUAUUGCCAUCUAAAGGCAUGGCAUCUACAUCAGCAGCAUCCUCUUCAUCUUUCUCUUCAAAAAAAGGAGGGAAGUCCAAUGUUGAAAAUAAACUCGGUGAGUUUUUCAUGCAUCAAAUUGCCAAUGAUGCCUCGCCCGCUUAUGGAGGAGGAUUCAGGGCUGCAAAUGCUGCUGUCAACAAGUACGGUUUACGUUCGACUUUGGAACAUAUUCGACUGACCGGCCAUUUCCCAUUGUAAUACUAGCAAAGACUUGGAAGGUGGUGUCAUCUCUUUCUUUCUGCUAGGCCAUUGUCAAGAUUAUAUGUAGAAAUUGCUACUUACAGGAUCUGCUCAAAAACUGGAAAUAAAAAAGUUGGACAGCGUUUAAAUCUGCAGCUGACAUAGAAGCAGAACUGCCACAAAUCUGAAGAAUGCCCAUGGUGGCUACCGCCUUUUGCAAAUUUAUGUUUCUUCAGUAUUUGAGAGAUUCUUUCAACUUAAUUCUGUUUUAUUUGCCCAAAACGAUUGGCAGUGUUUUAUAGAUGGACCACGUUUCCCAUUUCUGGUGAAUUAAACGACAAUGUCAUGAUGCUUAA